Molecule: messenger RNA, 1325 nt
Organism: Durusdinium trenchii
Lineage: Eukaryota; Dinophyceae; Suessiales; Symbiodiniaceae
Source: the annotation of a GenBank genome assembly
GGCUUCUCAGUGGCUACGCGGUACAUUUGCACAAAAACAAACGCUACUCAAUGCGCACCCUUCCCAACGGCAAGGAGCCACACAAACGCGCUUUCCACGGCCUUACCCAACCGCAUGGCACAGCGACACAUUUCGAACCUUUAGUGGUUAGCCUGAAGCAUCAAAUUUUGAUAAGUGUUGUGAAUGGAAAAGGACCACAAAUCUGGAGGUUUUUUGAACGCUUGAUGCGAGUUUAAUAAGGUGACUUUUCGCUUUUGAAGCUCUUCCCAGGUUUCCAUCUUUGUGGGUCUCUCUAUUUUGGGGACCCCCUGAUGUUAACAAAAGCGACACCGGAGUUAUCUUUUUGGAAGGGGGCCUGUGUCUUUAGUAGGUGGAAGGGAUGAUUGAGCCACUGAUAGCUGGUAAAAACAAAAAACAUAUCAUCAAUGAAAUCUCGAUUAAAUUUGCAUGCCAAAAGAAUGUUGAACACAAGUGCUCUCAUGAUUUGGUAGCAUUUGUUGGGUGUUCUGUUGGUGCCAUGCGGCGAUCUUUGACACGCUUGCGGCAGUCGCCUGGGCUUCUCCAAAUGACUGAGGUAGAGGUUCGCCCAGCCCACGUGCCAAUCCUCCUCCACAAGCUCCAGAACUCUGCGGAAGUCUCACAUCAGAGGGGCCUAGGAGGCCCUUUGGGGGCCUUCUACACAGAGCUGGGACAGUCAAAUGGCCGAGUCUAUUUGCUGGAUAACUUUGCCAGCUUCCAUGCCCGUGACCUGAACCAGAAAGCACUCUCUUUGGCAGAUGAUGCCUGCGCAGCAGCUUUGGAGGUGCAGCAACUUUAUGAGAGUAUGCGGACGAGUAUUUUCCUGGAGGCUACAGAUGCUUUAGGAGAAGCCGGACUUUCUGGCGACCUUCUAAGUUUCUCGGCUGAAGGAGGUGAUGAACCACCGGUAUAUGAGUUGCGGACAUACCAGCUGAAGCUUGGAUACACAACAGUUCCAACAUUUGUUGAAAAAUACACCAACGGCCUCAAAGAGAAGCUGGCCGCGGACCAAACCGGCCAAUCCCAUCUUGUGAGUCUUAUGUACAGCGAGGCAGGUGCAGCUCCACUCAACACUGUGCAUGAGCUUGGGCGCCACACCUCCAUCCAGGGCAGCCAAGACUCACGGCAAGCCUCUCGUCGGGCAAGUGGCUGGAAGCAGGCCAUUGCUGAGAUUGCUGAGCUGGCCAUCACUUUUCACUCCCAAUAUUUGCGACCAGUUCCUGGAGUUGGCCAGUUGCAGUAAACGUCAGAGCAACACCGCUCCCUCAACCUCAAUGCGAAGCAGGUGUAGUUUUGGCCAAGUGGGU